Molecule: messenger RNA, 1486 nt
Organism: Vitrella brassicaformis
Lineage: Eukaryota; Vitrellaceae
Source: the annotation of a GenBank genome assembly
CCUCACUCUUUCAAGACUGAAUAGAUUCCUUUGCUGCGCGUUAUGCACCAGUCUGACAACACAAGGCGGUCAAUCGGUUCUCUGAUUGACGCCACUCAUGCAUUGACCCAUUCAGUCAGUCACGCAACCAUCUGUCUGUCUGCCUGUGUCUGCUACGCUAUACACACAGUGUCAAGGAGACGAGAUCGAUGGACCUGUACUAAGAGUGAAGCACGAUAUUUCACAAUACGCAGACGAAAAGGCCUACGAGAUAGAGGAAGCAUGCAAAUCGCAUCAUGCGACAGACAUGAAAAAGAGGAGCGACAAGAGACGACAAAUAUACAGCCAGACAGACAGAGACAAACAUCGAUCAGCCGCAUUCACUCACUGCACCAGAUGCAGCACCUCUAUCUCGUCAGCCAUGAACUCACUUGACCCACCCAACAGGUUGUCGGGUAUCGCCCGCCGCUGCUGCUCCUCCCGCUGGCGGCCGAUGCACCUUAUAGUCUCCAUAUUCUGGUCAUGUAUCCUGAACAGAUUCUCCAUCUGCUGCGUGUCGCGAUCGGCCACCGUUUGCUGCCGUGUGUCCAUGCAGCUCGUACGAACACUGCUGCUGAAGGUGUACUGCCGGCAGCUGCGGAUGUCGUCAGCAGGCCGGCGGCUGCCACGGCUGUCAGCCGCCAGAUGCAGAUACCCACCGAUCCGCACAUUUGCACCCAACGCACUUCCCUCCUUCCCCGCCACAUGGACAAUCUGCCCCUCUCGUGGUAUCUCGAUCUUGGUCGGCUUCUCGAAGUGGCCGGCCAAUGAGUAAUACCACACAUCACACGGGUACAUGCUGCUGCCGGUCGGGCUGUCGGGCAGCAGAAUGCCGCAAUUGAUGAAGGCGCCAAACAAGUACUGACCAUUUCUGACCACCAACACGAGAGGCUUCGCGUCGCCCACUCGAUCCAGCAGGUCGUCAUAAGUGGUGCCGUGCACAGACGUCCUACACACACACACGGAAUCUGCCCAUCAUCCCAGCACUGUUGGCAUGAUGUGCGUCUACCGGUAGAGUGAGGUGACUCGUGUAGUGCCAUUGGCCCCCAGCAGGCCGAGCAGCCCCUCAUACUCUGACGCCGACAGCGACGUACCGUCAGGCAAUCCCUGCAGGCCACGCAAAUGGACCUGAACACACGAGUCAUUCGAGCCACACCACACCAAAGCAUCAAAUGGAUGAGUAGAUGGGUCAUGGCGCGAGGACGUUCUCACCUGCCCGACGACCCGACCGGCCGCCGUGAGUACGACAGUGAUCAUCAACAGCACGAUACAAGAAGUUGCCAUCGCGGGAGCAGAAGGAGGGAAGACAGUGAGCCUCGUUUGGUCAAGUCAACCAGAGGCAGCCAGCCAGAUGAGAUCCGAGCGAGGCACGAGGCAAGGACCCAUUAUCCUCCCUGAAAUGACGUGAGAGGUCGAUCUGCCAGACGAGGAAAGGACCUGCGCUUGGACGAAGAAACGACAAGCACGG